Messenger RNA from Batrachochytrium dendrobatidis JAM81, 384 nucleotides. RefSeq lists its product as uncharacterized. The record is from RefSeq and is a predicted model, not a curated record. The transcript has 3 exons. NCBI's taxonomy places the organism in Eukaryota, Fungi, Chytridiomycota, Chytridiomycetes, Rhizophydiales. The coding region runs from base 1 to 384 and encodes 127 amino acids.
AUGGCUCGAUUUGUUCUGGCUGGAAAAGCAAGCGAUUCUGAGUUUGCACAGGUGGAAAUGAUGGGAUACUUUUUACAAGAGAAUCUACCUGAUUUUCAUGUAAAAGUUAUUCUUCAUACGGAUGAGUCCUGGAAGCUAUUUGUCCCCGAAAUGUUUAAUCAAUAUGCAUGGAAUAUACGGCCAGCACGAGAUAGAAAAAUACGAAAUCCUUAUGAUCUUGACCAGCUUAUAUGGGUCGAAUCGGGCGAGUUGAUAGGAAAUGCUCGAGAUUUCAUCAAACUAAUUCAUCAUAAUUAUGGAUAUGAGAAUCUGUUGGAUAGUGAAUUGCUGGACAAGAUUGUAGCAGAGAAUAUGACCAGUUUGAGUGCAUCCAUUCCUAUCUAA